AUGAAACAAGAAGACAACACUCUAGGAUUAGGGGAGGAAGACUUACUGCUUCCAAUUCGGGAGUUCUCCUUCAUCAGUCAAGAUACUAUUGACAGGCUGAACGCUUCCAACAAACGUUGGAACCAAUUCGUCGAAGCGUUUCGUGCCGACACUAGACGGCUUCAUCAGGAAUUCGAACGAAGACAGCGCCGCCGCUACAACCGGAACAAGUUGUUUUAUCUGAUCCAUUGGGAACCCGAGUACAGACCACCCCCAACCCCCCCGGCCCCUCAAUAUUUCCAUGCUAUUCUUCCCUGGCCGGUCGAGCUUUCCAAUCUGAGUCCAGGUACUACCGCUGCGGACCUUCGUACGGCUCUGGCCCCUUAUGGCAACAUCACCCAUUCCUUUCUUCUGGUUUUGAAAUCGGCAAACCUCGGCGCUAUCGUCCAUUUUUCGGACCACGGAACCGCUGCGGCCGCAGCAGCCGACCUGGACGGUACAUGCGCGGAUGGAUUUAUUCUUCAGGCUAGGAUCAUGAGUCAUAAAGAGCAGUCAGCUUUAGCCCUUUUGCGCCGAAUGAGCUAA
Molecule: messenger RNA, 564 nt
Organism: Puccinia graminis f. sp. tritici CRL 75-36-700-3
Lineage: Eukaryota; Fungi; Basidiomycota; Pucciniomycetes; Pucciniales; Pucciniaceae
Exons: 2
Coding region: 1-564 (187 amino acids)
Molecular function (GO): RNA binding
Source: RefSeq, a predicted model, not a curated record